Brassicogethes aeneus is the source of this 2147-nucleotide messenger RNA. Lineage: Eukaryota; Metazoa; Arthropoda; Insecta; Coleoptera; Nitidulidae. The record is from the annotation of a GenBank genome assembly.
AUGAGUCUAAAAAGUCAUGGAAAAGUCAGGGAAUUUAAAGAAAAAACGAAAAGUCAGGGAAAAGUCAGGGAAUUAUCUACACAUACACAUACUUUUUCACAAAGAUAUUUAAACAUACCCAUCCACAAUUUUAGAUCUAAAGUAAAUGAUUGUGAUGAAGAAAGUGACAAUUCUGGCAAUGGAGAUAAAAGGGAAGAUUUCACUUGCAAUAUUAAGAAAGAAGGAGGAGACUUUUUUAAUGAAGAUGAUAAAAAUAACAUACGCAAUGAACAGAAUGGAGAAAAAGAUGAGGAUGAAGCGAUGUUUAAGACGAAAAUCGAGGUGGAAUGUCAUGAGGUUCAAUAUGAUGAUAAAAGUGGCAAAGAAAAGUUGUUUAAAUGUGACCUCUGUCCCAAAAAAUAUAAACGUUAUAAUUGUUUAUUUGUACAUAAAAAGUAUAUUCAUGAAAAAGACAGACUGAAAAAAUUUAAAUGCAACCAAUGCGAGUAUGUAACUUUAAGAAAAAGUAGUUUAAAAGUUCAUUUAAAAAUUCACGACACAAAUAGUUAUUUAAAAUGUCAUUUUUGCCAGUAUAUGACUGUUCAGUUAAGGGAUUUAGAGGCACAUAUUUUUCGCAAACAUAAAUUAGAAAAUAAAGGAGACAAUAAAAUAAAAAUAACAAGUAAAAUUCAUCAGUGGACCAAAUGUUUAUAUUCAACUGUUAGAAAAUCAGAUUAUGAUUAUCACAUAUUAUCAUGUUUAAAAUUAAAAACUGAUAAAUUGCAUAAAUGCCCUAUUUGUCAUUUUACAGCAAUUCAAAAAGGUAAUUUAAAAAAGCAUAUAAAAACUCAUAAUAAAAUAAAGGAAUUGAAAUGUUUAUUUUGCAAAUAUCAAUGUGAUUUAAAAUGUGAUCUGGACAAUCAUAUUAUAUUUAAACAUCCAAAUGUGUUAAAAAAAUCUAAUAAUAAUUUAAUAACUUCCAAACUAUAUUUAUGCGAAAAAUGUAAUUAUAAGACUACAAGUGCAGCAUAUUUAAAAAAACAUGAUUGCUCGUUUAAUGGUAAUUUAGUCCAGGCCAAGCCCAGGCUACUUAUGGUUGUUUCAAAACCAAUAGUUGGCAAGAUGGAUUUUUCACGGUUGGUUAGAACUUGCCAAAAGUCCACACUCAAAAGCCUUGUACAAAUUCCUAUAUGUAUAAGUAGCCUGGACGAAAUUACCAAAUUUUGCAAUAGAUCUAAAAUAAAUGAUGGCGAUGAAGAAAGUGACAAUUCUGGUAAUGGAAAUGAAAGGGAAGAUUUUAUUUGCAAUAUUAAAGAAGACUUUUCUAAGGAAGGUGAUAAAAAUGGCUCGCGCAAUGAAGAGAAUGAAGAAAAAGAUGAGGAUGAAGCGAUGUUUGAGACGAAAAUCGAGGUGGAAGAUCAUGAGGUUCAAUAUGAUGAUACAAGUGGCAAAGAAAAGUUGUUUAAAUGUGACCUCUGUCCCAAAAAAUAUAAACGUUAUAAUUCUUUAUUUGUACAUAAAAAGUAUAUUCAUGAAAAAGACGGACUGAAAAAAUUUAAAUGCAAAAUAUGCGAGUAUGUAACUUUAAGAAAAAGUAGUUUAAAACUUCAUUUAAAAAUUCACGACAAAAAAAAAUAUUUAAAAUGCCAUUUUUGUGAGUACAGCGCUGCUGAGUUAAGAAAUUUAAAUGCACACAUCUUUAGCAAACAUAAAUUAGAAAAUAAAGGAGACAAUAAAAUAAAAAUAACAAGUAAAAUUUAUAAGUGCACCAAAUGUUUAUAUUCAACUGUUAGAAAAAAUGAUUAUGAUUAUCACAUAUUUUCAUGUUUAAAAUUAAAAACUGAUAAAUUGCAUAAAUGCCCUAUUUGUCAUUUUACAGCUAUUCAAAAGAGUAAUUUAAAAAGGCAUAUAAAAACUCAUAAUACAAUAAAGGAAUUAAAAUGUUUAUUUUGCAAAUUUCAAUGUAAUUUAAAAUGUAAUCUGGACAAUCAUAUUAUAUUUAAACAUCCGAAUGAGUUAAAAAAAUCUAAUAAAAAUUUGAUCACUUCCAAACUACAUUCAUGCGAAAAUUGUAAUUAUAAGACUACAAAUACAUCUAGUUUAAAAAAACAUGUAAAAAAAUGCAAAUUUUCUUUAGAUAACUAAUAAAUAUAAUUAUAAUAUUAAAA